Messenger RNA from Centruroides sculpturatus (bark scorpion), 613 nucleotides. RefSeq names its product trafficking protein particle complex subunit 9-like. Bases 26 to 598 code for a protein of 190 amino acids. The record is from RefSeq and is a predicted model, not a curated record. Gene Ontology annotation, cellular component: trans-Golgi network. The transcript is spliced from 5 exons. NCBI's taxonomy places the organism in Eukaryota, Metazoa, Arthropoda, Arachnida, Scorpiones, Buthidae.
AAAGAUGGAUACUUUUUUCUGAAAAAUGUCUUUUAAAUUACAAAAGCCUUCCUCACAUUACUUUCCAUUCCAACUUUCAUCAAAAUGCAAAAUAUACCAAGAAUCAUCAUUUAUAUGCUCUCCAAUUCAAAGAAACUACAAAAAGAAGCCAAGUGAUCGUAACAAAGUUGAUUUUAAAUGGGUUUGUGAAGAUAUAUGUGAAGUUUUACUGGAAGUUUUUAAUCCUUUACCAUUUGAAUUACAAGUCACACAAAUGGAAUUAUUGACUGAUUUAAUGGACUUUGAGAGUUUUCCGACUCAACUUACACUCGCUCCAAACUCUGGACCUCAUCCUGUAACUCUUCUUGGGAGACCUUUAACAUGUGGCGAACUUAAAAUACUUGGUUAUAGAACAGAAAUUCAGGGAGUAACUAGCCUCUGCUAUAUAAAAGAUUUAAAUAAUUUGAAGGAAAGUUAUUUUGCAGUUGAUGUUAUUCCAGUUCUUCCUCAUCUGGAAAUAACAACAAGUCUUCCAACAUCAAACACAUACUCUGUUCAUAAAGAUAUUGGACCAGCUGUAACUAGUGGUGUAACAAAUUUAUAUUGUGGAGAAAGGUAAUUUUUCAUAUUAUUG